Kalmanozyma brasiliensis GHG001 is the source of this 3273-nucleotide messenger RNA. Its product is annotated as Amidohydrolase 3. The transcript has a single exon. Lineage: Eukaryota; Fungi; Basidiomycota; Ustilaginomycetes; Ustilaginales. The record is from RefSeq and is a predicted model, not a curated record. Gene Ontology annotation, molecular function: hydrolase activity, acting on carbon-nitrogen (but not peptide) bonds. Bases 1 to 3273 code for a protein of 1090 amino acids.
AUGACGACGACAACAAGAAAGGGCGCGGAUCCGCCUGAUGCUGCAAUCAAAUCCACAGCUCAAGAAGUGCUACAGCGGCCAAAGGGCCCAUCAAAGCGCACACGGCAUUCCUGGCUGCGCUCCUUCGUCGCACUAGCGACAGCUGCUGUGCUCCUGUCGGUCAGCGCCCUCGCAUUUUCGAAAGCGACGGCAUCAUUCCAGAACUCUCAACUUGCAGCAUUGUCCGAACGAUUCGCCAUCUGCUCACCUGAUGAGCGCGGAUCCCUUCACCUCGCAUCUCCGACGUCCACGGCAGGCUCCGUUUACACCGGCGACGAGCACCGUUUUGCCAAAGACGGCGCAUUCACCGAAUGCGUGGCAGUCGAGCAUGGAGUCAUCACCCACGUUGGGAAGGAAGAGGAUGUGCUACCAAGCUUCUGCGAAGGUGUCGACUCAUCCACUACAGCUGCUUCUGCAAAGCAUCAGCAGCGACGAGUCCCACACGGCAACAAGGCGGCACGACUCAGCCGUCGCAGUGGCAACAUGAAGGACGGAGCGCUGCGCAGACGUAGCAAGUGCGACUUACGGAGGCUGCGUCCUGGUCAGACUCUCUUUCCUGGCUUUCACGAUGCUCACGGCCACAUCCUCGACUACGGCUGGUCUCGCACCGUGGCGGACCUAGUUGGCUCUACUUCGGUCCAAGACAUCAUCGAUAGGCUCGAGGCCUACGUUCGCUCGAAGCCACAUUUGAUGGCGUACGCGCUGAGCGGCGGAGCAUCAAGCGCAAACGCCACGACGGUGCCUUGGAUUGAAGGUCUAGGAUGGGACCAGACGAAGUGGACGCCUGCCGAGUUCCCCACCGCCGCCGACCUGGGCCGGUCGGAGCUGCUGCGUCGCUUUCCGAUCGUGCUGCGUCGAGUUGACGUGCAUGCGCUGUGGCUCAGCGAGAUUGGUCUGGAUAUGGUCAUGCGUGGAGCUAAAGACUUUCCUGCGUCCCCGACAGAGGACCACAAAGUCGAAGGAGGCCUUGUCGUUCGGUACGCAGACGGCAGGCCCACGGGGAUACUCAUCGACAACGCCAUGAACUUCGCCUACCAAGUGGUGCCUGAAUGGACCGACGAUCAGCGCAAGAUCUUCCUCGACGCAGCCACGGAAGGCCUGCUCCGUGUAGGCAUCACCGCCGUUGGUGACGCAGCCACAGACCUCAAGGCGGCCGCCUUCUACAAGCGCAUGGAUGCAGAUGGUCAGCUGCGCUUCCGCAUCUACUCGAUGCUAGCCUGCCCGCCGGGUGAGAGGCGAUGCGCUGACCGAAUCGAUCAGGUCAAGCCAGACCCGAAACUCGUACAGAAAGGUAAGGGCGGGAUGUUCACGCUGCGUUCAGUGAAGCUGUUCAAUGACGGUGCGCUGGGCUCGUGGGGGUCUGCCAUGUGGGACGAUUACUCCGACAAGCCGGGCGAGCGCGGUCUGCUCCUCAUCCCCGAGGCUGAGCUGCCUUCGUUGGUUGCGUACUGGCUGGAGCGAGGCUGGCAGGUGUGCACGCAUGCUAUCGGCGACCGUGCCAACACGCUGACGCUCGAUGCCUACGAUGACUUUCUCCGCUCCCACCCCGCCGCUGAAGCACAUACGCUCCGGCCCCGCGUGGAGCACGCCCAGCUCAUGUGGCCGUCCGACCUCGCCCGCUUCGCAGAACUAGGCGUCAUCGCGUCCAUGCAGCCCACCCACUGCACCUCCGAUAUGGGGUAUGUCGAGUCUCGUAUUGGGAAGGAGCGGGCGGCACACGGUGCGUAUGCGUGGAAGUCGCUUCUCGAUGCGAACGCGAGCUUGGCCCUCGGGUCGGACUUUCCUGUGGAGCUGCCGGAUCCUCUACACGGCAUCUACUCCGCUGUGACGCGGCUCGAUACGAAUGGCAACAGUCCUCAUGGCGCUGGCGGAUGGUACCCUCACGAGAGGCUGACAAGGAGAGAGGCACUCAAAGGGUUCACGCAGGACGCAGCGUUUGCGCAAUUCGAAGAGGACGUCGCUGGUAGCAUCUCUGUCGGUAAGAGAGCCGACUUCACAUUGCUCGAUCGAAACAUUCUGGAUGAGGACAGAGUCACACCGGCGAUGUUGAGGGCUGCCAAAGUCGACGCCACGAUCGUCGGCGGCAAGGUCGUCUUUGACCGGUUGGCACUUGCCGCUAUGACAUCUUCUCAGUCCACGGGAAGCUCUUUCGACCGACUGACCCAGCGUCUCGAAGAGCGAGCCACUUCCAUCGUGACCGGCCUCCGCGCUGCUUCGCUCGGCUCGCCGUCCACCAUUUGGGCAGCCCUCUUCCUCGGAACCCUUCUCCUACUCCUCCGCUCGGGCGAAAAGGAGCCGUAUCAGUCCAUGUCCUGUCUCGCGCUCAACACACAGCCGCCCACCACCGCGUGGAUGAACAUGGGCUUCUGGACGCCCCAGUUGUCACGCUCGCAGCUGGACUUUCCGCUGGCCUGCCAGACGCUCGCCCAGCAGCUGUACUCCGCGGCCGGGCUGAAGCCGGGGAUGAAAGUGCUCGACGUCGGAUGCGGAGCAGGCCAAUCGACGCUGUUCUUGCUGGAAGAGUACCAGCCGAUGUUGCUGCACGCGGUGACGAGUCUGCCAGAAGAAGCCGCGUUUGCUGCUGAGCGCUUGCAACAACGUCUGCUAGACGGUGAGAAGGAGGCACCGCAGGUCAAAGUGUGGGCGCAAGACGUGCUCGAGUGGCUCCGCAGUGGUGAAGGAGAUGGCGAGAAGUACGACGUAAUCCUUGCGCUCGACUGCGCCUUCCACUUCAGCGAUCGGGCAGAGUACAUUCGGCUCGCGAAGGCGCGCUUGAAUCCUGGUGGCAGGCUGGCAUUUGUCGACCUGCUCUCGGCGUAUCCGUCUCCGUCAAGCGCACCUUCGUCCAGCGUGACGCUCGGGAACCCACAAUAUCCCAACGAGGCGCCUUCGCUCGGACGACGCCUCAAGCACAGCUUCACGUGCAUGCUGGCGUCCACUAAGCCUGCCAACCUCUGGCCGGUCGACCGCUACUUUGACAUCCUUCGAGCAGAGGGCGGGUUCCCUGCGAAGGGCAUCAAGAUGCGCGAUAUCACAGCCGAUGUGUUCCCUGGAUUUGCGAGGUUCCUGCGUUCGUUUGCCACGGAGGGCGCGGCGUGGAGAGGCGGCGGUUGGGGGAUGCGGAAAGGGCUGGGUGCUUUCAGCAAUGUGGUGCAGGAUUGGAGCGAGGAGGGCGGCUUGGUGAGGAUGUUCAUCAUUGUUGCGGAGGCUGAUGGCGCAAAUCCCGGUCUCUGA